CACACCACUGAGUCAGUGCCUUAUUCAGACAUCUGUCUCCACACCACUGCAGCACAGACCCAUCUCAUUCCUGCUGCUUGAGCCUCUACAUCCUGCGCCACCAUGUCCAGCACUGUAGCCGCCUACAAGGAAAAAAUGAAGGAGCUCUCAAUGCUCUCGUUGAUCUGCUCUUGUUUCUACUCUCAACCACAUCCCAACACAAUUAGCAAAUUUGGUGAUAUGGAAGUGAAACCAAUUAACAAGCGUGCAUCUGGACAAGCUUUUGAAGUAAUCCUGAAGCCCCAGUCGACUGAUUUGUCACCUGAACAACCUAUCUCACCAAAGAAGAAAGAGAUCUCUUUGGAGGAACUCCAGCAACAGCUGGAUGCUGCUGAGGACAGGAGAAAGUCCCAAGAGAUGCAGCUUUUGCAGCAACUUGCAGAAAAGCAGCAACAUAGGCGUAUAGUUCUACACAGGGCGAUUGUGGAUAACUGCGACUUCAGCAGAACUACUGAAAGAAAGUUAAAUCAGAAGAUGGAAAUUUGUAAUGAAAAUCGCAAAGCUCAUAUAGCUGCCCUCAAGGAUCGUCUUCGUGAGAAGGAAAGGCAUGCAGCUGAGGUCCGUAGGAACAAGGUGCUACGAGAGGAACUUUCUGGCUAAACGUCUUUCUAUCACUUUGUGAAGAACACCCUGGAAUGAAUCUAAUAAUAAUAUCCUGGCUAUCAAGAUACGACUUUUGUUUCUGAAUUCAGUACUUCUAUAUAAUAGUUCAUGCUUUUUUGCAUUCAGAUUAUUGGUUCUUAUUUCAUGUGCAAUACAGAAAGUUGUAAGCAGGCAAAAAUCAGCAAAAUAUCAAUAAUCUAAUGAUAUUUAAAACAGAGUAUUAAUUGUUAUUGACAUCAUAAUCUGCCAAUGUAUUUUAACAUGUGUAUAUAUAGACGCAUUAUAUUGAUUAACAGAUUCAACCUACAAUUAGAAAAGGUUUACCAACAAAUUAAUUAAUAUGUUUUAUAUCCCAUAUGUAAUUAGCCAUUGGGUUUUUAUUGAUAUUAUCAUGGAUAACUAAGCAUUGCCAGUUUUUGAAGGGUUAUACUAUAGAAUAGUAAUUACAGCUGCUUUCUUAGUCCCCACAUUUACUUCCUUAAUCUGUCCCCCAGCAUGCUGCUGCUUUUGGAAUUCUCAGCCAUUUGAAGACUAACUGAGCAUCUCUGAUGCAAUGCAAUGAUUUAUGCCAAUAAAUUAUGUAAGUCAAGCCAAAUUCAUCAAAUCAAAUAGAUAAAAGUGACUGUUUCUCAAUUGUACGUCUGAACAAGUAUGCUGAUAUAUUUUAAAACAUACAUUUUAUUGUUUAAAUGUUUUCUCAUUUCAUUAUGGUUAUGUCUUUAAAUUUAUCAUUAAUUUAAUAAUUUAACAAUAAUAUAAUUUUAAGUGAAUGCCAAUUAUUAUUCUGUGGAAAAAUCACUGCUUAAUUAUGACCUGUUGCUGCCUAUUAGGCCUUUGUAUCUUUAGAGAGCAUAAAAAUAUCUAGGCCUUCAACAGACCUAUCUAUUUGGCAGUUGAUGUUGUGGGUUGAACUUGUUAAUAAAUGGAGUAAGUUCCAUCUAUAAAUAGAAAACCUCAUUGGUAACAUUGUAUAGUACAGCUGUCAGAUUAAGCAAACUCUUUCUAUAUCUUAUGCUCACUAAAGAGGGGGAACCUUCCAUGUAAGUAAGCAACAUUUUGGUGAAAUUAGUCUCCCUGCAAAAAGUAAAUGGUUAAUUGUGUGUGUGAGAAAUUCCUAAAUUAUCCAGCUGAAUUUUUGUCUUAUUACUGCUGUAGCUGUGCCGAGUAGAAAUGGUUUGCCAAAUUUAAAGCUGUAUAAGUUACAGAUUGUUUGUUUGGUGUGGAGUAUCUGACUUUGAAAAUUAUUUUGUAAAUACCUAAUUUUCUUUGAAAGGUUUGUGUUCGGCAAGCUGGUACAUAACCUUUAAUCUGUAACACUGUACUUUGCUAACAUCUCAUUUAAUUAUGUGCCAUUUCACCUCGAACUCUGACAGUUUGUAUAUUUGCCUAUCGGACUUGAAACUAGAGUCAGGGUAAGACCGUAAAUGGUGCUAGAUACUUUCAUCUACUAAGUGUACUUGAAGGUGGCAUGUUUUUAAUCACUUGAUUAGAUCUUGCUAUUUAUUGAUGUGUUUGUAUUUGAAUUCUUUGGGCUUUAUGGGAAGAUGUUAACAAAUCUCUCCCAUCUCGGUUAAAAGUCAGAGGAAGAUGAUCGCCCUGAAGAUUCUUGCCCACCCAUUUAGGUCCCAUAAUGUGCAUUUUAACGUCAGUUCAAAAUUGUUGUAGUGUGCUACAUGUGGUUACAAAAUAAAAUACAUAAUAUAAUCCA
Carcharodon carcharias (great white shark) is the source of this 2350-nucleotide messenger RNA. RefSeq names its product stathmin-3-like. The transcript is spliced from 5 exons. Gene Ontology annotation, cellular component: neuron projection; cytoplasm. Gene Ontology annotation, molecular function: tubulin binding. NCBI's taxonomy places the organism in Eukaryota, Metazoa, Chordata, Chondrichthyes, Lamniformes, Lamnidae. The coding region runs from base 103 to 639 and encodes 178 amino acids. The record is from RefSeq and is a predicted model, not a curated record. Gene Ontology annotation, biological process: neuron projection development; regulation of microtubule polymerization or depolymerization; microtubule depolymerization.